AUGAAAAAAUUAGCAACGUUUUCACGCAAGUCAGACAGAGUCAAGUUCAGCCCAAACGACAUCCUUAAAGACCUACAAGAUAUCUAUGGGACUGUCCACUAUAGAAUAGCCAAAAUAAGCGUAAAGCAAUAUCGACAAAAACAAAAAAGAUUGAAAAUCAGAUCAGCUCCAAAAGACCUGGACGGAGUUUUAGGAUUGGCUUCAUUUAUUAGAGAAACUGAAGGCUUGUCACCUGUGUCUCCAAGCUCAUCUCCAUGUAGGGCUGCAACCCAUUUGAAGAUCGCGAAGUUUAUAUACCAAGACAUAACAGCGCAUUCCUAA
Blepharisma stoltei is the source of this 321-nucleotide messenger RNA. The record is from the annotation of a GenBank genome assembly. Lineage: Eukaryota; Ciliophora; Heterotrichea; Heterotrichida; Blepharismidae.